CAAUUAAUCGAUUUGUCUUAUCGCCAUGACUUUCUGGUUCAUUCCUUCUACUCACCACUCUUUGUGGACUUCUUCUCGCCAACUUCUAAGGUGUCAUCCAAAACGGUUAUGUGAAUUUCUGGGUUAUAUCUAUUUCUCUCAAUUUUAAAGGGUGACCAUAGACUCGUAUAUAAAAUCGUUUUCACAUUUACUAAGACUGCGAUUUCCUAUUUUAUAAGUGAUAACAUAGUGUUUUUACCCAUUUUAACUAAGUGUUUAUUAUGCAAUUUCAAAAGUACGGUAUUUGUAUAUUUAUAGUUUCAAGACUCUUUUAAGGUUACUUAUGGAAAAACAUUGCAAGUUAGAGAAAAACUAGAUUUCCAACUCAAGGUAACAUCGACAUCUUCAACAGCUGCGCAUCAGGCUCGCAAUGCCCGCAGGGUGGCGACACCAAACCGCGUACCUGUUAUCAUCCCAAAAGCUAAGAUCACCGACGACAACAAGAAGAAAGACGGUUUGGAGGAUUCCCGAGCUCCUCCCAAACCACCCAAAUGAGGAUUCUUGCAUGGAAUUGUCAAGGGGCGGGAGCUGAGCUUACUACUCGUCGACUGGAGGAACUAUGUAAUAGAUAUUCUCCAGGUUUUAUGUUUUUAUCAGAGACUAAGAACAAUCACUUUUUUCUGCAAAAUAUGCAAGUUAAUCUAGGAUUUGAUAGCCUCCUUACUGUUGACCCAUUAGGGAAUAGUGGAGGUCUUGCUCUCUUUUAUUCUAAGGAUUUUCCAGUUAAGAUUUUACAUCAGGAUGAUCGUUUGUUUGAUGUUGAGACAAUUAUUGACGGUAAUCGAGUUUGUAUGUCUUUUGUUUAUGGUGACCCCGUUGUGAAAAACCGAGAAUACGUAUGGGAACGUUUAUCCCGAAUUGGCAUUUCCCGAAAUGAGCCUUGGUUCAUCAUCGGCGACUUUAAUGAGAUUACUGGUAAUCAUGAAAAAAGUGGUGGCAAAAAACGUUCAGAAGCCACCUUUCUUCCGUUUAGGGCAAUGAUUCAGAAUUGCGGAAUGAUUGAAUUUCCCUUUCAAGGAAACCCUCUCUCUUGGGUUGGAAGGAGAAGAAAUGGUGUCAUUAGAUGCAGAUUGGAUAGAGCCUUAGGCAAUGAAGAUUGGCACAACAUAUUUUCCCAUACAAAUGUGGAGUACUUGAAGAUGUGGGGUUCAGAUCAUAGACCAAUGAUCGCAUAUAUUGGUAAUUCUCCACCAAUCCAUUAUAAGAGAUUCAUGUUCGACAAACGAUGGAUUGGUAAACCCGGUCUAGAAGACUCCGUGAAACAAGUGUGGGGAGAACCUUUGGCACGAGUACAUGGCUCCUUUGUAUGUCGCAUUAGAAAAUGUAGACAAGCUAUUUCGGUGUGGAAGAAAGGAUUAAUCACGAACUCCCAGAAGCUCAUUGAGCACCUACAAAACGAGCUAGACAAUGCGGCAGAGGAUGACAAUGUCUCCUUGGAGGACCUUUUGGCUAUUAAGAAGCGUUUAUGUGAAGCAUACCGAGAGGAAGAGUUAUACUGGCAACAAAAAAACCCAGCGGCGGUAUUAAAAGACAUCCCCGUAAAGAUCGACGCAGCAAUGAACGAGAGGUUGACACGGGAGGUAUCGGAGGAAGAGGUAAAACGGGCUCUAUUCUCCUUGAAUCCAGGGAAAGCCCCUGGCCCUGAUGGGUUUACAGCCCUCUUCUUCCAGAAGUUAUGGGAAAUGAUCAAGGCUGACCUUGUGCAGUUGAUAAAAGACUUCCAAGACUCGGGAUCGUUCGCUGAACACCUUAACGAGACAAAUAUUUGUCUUAUCCCUAAAGGUGACCGGCCCCGAGAGAUAUCUGGUUUUAGGCCAAUAAGUCUAUGUAAUGUUGGCUAUAAGAUUAUUUCGAAGGUCUUGAGCCUGCGUCUGAAGAAACUACUUCCGGAACUGAUUUCCGAGACCCAAUCAGCCUUUGUAGCAGGAAGAUUAAUUACAGGUAACAUCCUUAUUGCACAAGAGAACUUUCAUGCACUUAGGUCGAAUCCCGCAUGUAGGAAGAGGUUUAUGGCUAUUAAGACCGAUAUGAGUAAGGCAUACGACCGCGUUGAAUGGUCUUUCCUCAAAUCGUUGAUGGAGAAGAUGGGGUUUGAUGAUCGGUGGAUUGGAUGGAUCAUGUACUGUAUCACCUCUGUGAAAUACAGAGUUUUAAUCAACGGUAGGCCAAGGGGGAGCAUUACUCCAUCACGUGGGAUUAGGCAAGGGGACCCGAUCUCACCUUACCUCUUCAUCCUCUGCACGGAAGCCUUGAUUUCUCAGCUUCGGGCAGCCGAAGCGGAGGAAAAAAUCCAUGGUAUAAGGAUUGCUCAUGCAAGCCCUCCUACUUCGCACCUCCUAUUUGCGGAUGACAGCCUUUUUUUCUGUAAGGCAGAUAUUGCUCAGAGCAGAGAAAUUAUCGAGAUUAUCCGCCUUUACGGCGAGGCUUCGGGGCAGCAAAUCAACCUUGCGAAAUCGUCCAUCAUGUUUGGACACGAUGUUCCCACCCUUAUGAGACAAGCUAUAAAAGAAACCCUUGGUAUUUCUCAGGAAGGGGCCUUAUGCUCUAAGUUAAAGAGCGCAAUUGCCAAUUUCUGGUGGAGUUCUAAGAGUGAGAGUAGAGGAGUCCAUUGGACGGCAUGGGAUUCCCUAUGCAACCAAAUGAAGGAUGGCGGCCUCGGAUUCAGGACUAUCGAAGAUUUCAACAUUACUCUGCUUGCUAAACAGCUUUGGAGACUCUUGAGAUUCCCAGAUUCCCUCUUAUGUCGCGUUUUAAAGGGGAGAUAUUUUAGAUAUUGUAAUCCUCUUGAAGUAAGCGCAUCGAAUCGGCCGUCGUACGGAUGGCGUAGCAUAAUGGCGGCAAAACCUCUUCUUACAUCGGGCAUUCGGAAGAUCAUAGGAUCCGGUUUUGACACUUGCGUGUGGUCCGAACCUUGGAUUCGUGACAUCCCUGCAAGACCCUCGAAGGGACUCCAUGAGGAUCGGGAUCCGCUCCUCUACGUCAACACCUUAAUUGAUUUUGAAACAAAACGGUGGAAGCUUGAUCGCCUUCAAGAGCUUUUCCCCCCCGAGGAGAUUACCCUCAUCUUAGGAUUGCGUCCGAGCCAAGUUUUCUCGAGAGAUGGUUAUAGUUGGAUUUUUACAAAAUCCGGUAACUAUACCGUCAAGUCUGGAUAUUGGAAUGCGAGAGCCUUAUCUCGUUUGUCAUGUGACCUCCCUGUUCAGGGUCCAAAUACUUUGGUUCUAAAGGCACAGGCAUGGAAACUGAAAACUACACGCAAGAUCAAACAUUUUGUGUGGCAGUGUGUGAAUGGCAGUGUUCCCACUUGCCAACGCUUAUUCUCUCGACAUAUAGGAAGUGAUAAAGGAUGUCCGAGAUGUGGGGCGGAGGAGGAGACGAUUAACCAUGUGCUCUUCGAGUGCUCACCGGCGAAACAAGUUUGGGCUCUCUCGGUGAUCCCAUCCGCUCCAAAUCAUUUUCCCACAUCCUCCAUUUUUGGUAACCUUGAUUAUCUAUUUUGGAGAGCACUAGCGUCAGGCUUAGACGAGGUACAUCUCAGGAUUUUUCCUUGGAUCUUAUGGUUCUUGUGGAAAGCAAGAAACAAAAAGGUUUUUGAGAAUGUGGACGAGCAACCGCCAGACAUUUUAGAUCAUGCAAAGGCAGAGGAAGAAGCUUGGAGGUUGGCCAAUGAGGAGGAAAGCGGGACGUCCAGUCCAGGUCCGACUCCAACGCCAACAAACACAUCCACUUCCGAGAUGUCAGGCUGCUUUAUCGACGGUUCAUGGUUGGACUCCGCGGGCAUUAGUGGACUCGGUUGGAUUGUCGCUGCCAACCGAAAUAUCAGUCUUGUGGGUCUACGCGGAAUAGAUCGAAGCUUAUCUCCCCUGCACGCGGAACUGGAUUCUCUUUUAUGGGCCAUGAAAUGCGUUCUCUCUUCACAUGUUACUAGUGAAGUCUUUUAUACAGAUUGCCUGGACUUGAUUUCCAUGACAGCGAACCCCUCGGAUUGGCCUACAUUUGCAGCUGAGCUUGAAGAUUUUAGGUCCUUAUCUUCAUGUUUUAGUUCAUUUCGUUUAGCUCAUAUCCCCCGGUCUUGUAAUGUCCGUGCUGACCUGUUAGCAAAAGCCGCUAGGGCACGAGGAGUAAGGUUUUCCCAUGUAAGCGUUGCGGCUCCUGCCUGGCUAUCCCUCGAGGAGUGUCGUUUGCCGCAAACGUAA
Messenger RNA from Eutrema salsugineum, 4235 nucleotides. RefSeq lists its product as uncharacterized. NCBI's taxonomy places the organism in Eukaryota, Viridiplantae, Streptophyta, Magnoliopsida, Brassicales, Brassicaceae. Gene Ontology annotation, molecular function: nucleic acid binding; RNA-DNA hybrid ribonuclease activity. The record is from RefSeq and is a predicted model, not a curated record.